AUGGACCUUAUUGACAACUUGCGGGCUAGAAACAGGGGAAGUGGAACAGCCAAGAAGGUGAAAGAACGUGGGUGCGACAGCCUACCUUUAGUAACGGGGACGGGCUUUUUGUUUGGAAACUCUGUGCUGCGACGCGUCAAGAGUAGGCUUGGUGACGAUGAGAACCAUGAAGCAGACUCAACUAAAUCCCCGAUUGACAACGGCUGCUGCGAUCUGUCUCAAACUCAAGUUGUUGGACUUGCUUACGAUGGGGAGGAUUUGGAACAAGAUUUUGCUGAUUCCACAGCGCGUAUCGAAGGUAAAAGUUGGGCUGGCCCCACCAACAAGCCAAAUUACCCUAAAGAUAAGCGGCGAGUUUCAAGCAAUAAUUCCACAGUAGAAAGGCGAAUACCUAGAUCCGAACUUGAGAGCACAGAAGUUAACACGCAGCUGAUAUCCCCUCAUCAGGUUAAGGAAAUUGACGAACUUGAGACACAAUUGCUCUUACCAGAUGUUGAUCUGCAUCCUACAAACCAAAGCAGCAAUAAUACCAUCCUAGAUGGCACCAUUACCCAAAUUUCUGGGUUCGGUGAAACGUGUCACGAUAAUGCGAUUCAAGCAACGUCCAAGGAUGUCAGUGAUACUUCAACUUUUGUUCCAAUUACAACCAAAACAAAAUACAGCAAUAGCAGCUUGUCUUUUAAUGCUAAUGAUCCGGAAGAAGAGUCAAAUACUAUAGCAAUGAGUCCAGCAGAUGCCACCGAACGUGACAGGACUAUUCGCAAGAGGUUUGACGCCCAAAGCUUCAUUGAAAGCUUUGACGAUGAAACGGAUGAGUUACAAAGUUGUGCGGCCUCGAAUGCCUCUGAAACUGAGGCGCCUGUAUUAAAGCAGCUUGAGGAUGGCGAAAAAAAUGCAAAUAACCUUAAAAAACCGACACAUUUUGAAUCAAACAGGGAAAACAAUCCGAACAAAGACUCGAGUUCCAUAAAAAUCUUCCCAACUAUGUUCGAAGAAAAUAAAGCGGACGCCUCUGCAAUUAUUUUAUCUAGUAGUUCCGAGGAGGAAGAAGACUAUGAAUCUAAGAAACCUUCUUUCAAGGCCGCAAUUUUAGACUUGAAAGCUCGCUUAUCAAAGAAAAGCCAAAGCUUGCUAAUCCCGCGCUCCAAAGUCACUUCCAACUUCUCAUCACACCAAAUUUUAUUCGCCUCUUUGCGAAAAGCCAACAAAAGUCAGAUUUUAGAUUAUAGAAAGGAGAAAUACCAGUCAAAAGGUAUCGACUACGAUAAAAUAACAGAGGAGAAAAAUUCUAUAGAAUCUCUCUUAGAAAGAGAGUUGGCAAGAAACAAAAAAAUAAGGCUGAGGGAGAUUGAACAGGAAAGGCAAAACGAAAGGAAGGAUUUUGGCGAACAAUCCAGCGCUUUUGAUUAUAGCAAUGACGAACUAGAAGAAGAACCUUCAGAUGAGGAAAUUGAUGAAAAUCAGUCGAGUAGCCCUGUAUCACUGCACUCGGGAAUAGUGUGUGCUGAUGACGCUGUUGAAUGCGCUGCAAAUCGAAUGCAGGAUUUGAAACAAACAAUCAAACCGAACGAAGAAGAAGAUGCUAUUCGAAAGUCCGGAUUACGGAAACACAAAAAGUUUUGCUUAAUAGAUACCGAUGAAGAAGACGGCUCGGUCUUAAACUCAGGAAACAUCAUAGAUUUAGGAGCAUAUGGAAGUAACAUUGGGAAUCUAAACCAAAUUGAGCAAGAACAAGUAGGGGAACACGUAGGGGCACAUAUAGAAAAUGACCUAACGACGACAGGCCGCAACAAGAAUUUAAUCAAACCCUCAAGUCGCUCUUCAUCUUUCCAAGUUGAAGAUAAUUCACACGAAGACAUGAACCCCGGCGUAAUCCGAGAGUUAAUCGAAAAACAUAAGAGAAAAGAGCUUCUCAGAGAGGCAAAACUCGAGAAGCUUCACCAAAGCAAGGCUAGCCGCAUUAUAGAUUAUGAAGCUGAAGAGUCUGAUGAUGAGUGGCAUGGCAUAGGCGGGGUUGACGGGGAGAGGUUCGACGACCAUGAUUCAGACCUAGAAAAAAUGAUUGAUGACUACUCCAAUUCGAGGUUUGAUUCAAGCGAAGUUCGUAAAAGACAGAUUGAGGAAGAAAUAUCCGAAGACAAGAGUAUGGUGAACAAAAUCUUGCACGAUAUCGAAACCGGAGGUUUCAGAAAAAGAGGCCGCAAUGCACUAGACCUCGAAUUGAGCGACGAUGACGAUGAAGAGCUCCUAAAAUAUCAUUCCAGAAGGAAAGAAUUACUGAGGCAAAAAGUCUCUGCGCAAGGAGAAGCUAAACUAUUAGCAGAAAAUCCAAAAUCCAAAGCGUUUUUCGAGACAAUAGUUGAAGAUAUAAGAUCUAAAGGCGCGCUAGAGGACGAGGGGCCCCCUCCUGUCAGAGGUUUUUCAUCCGUAAAUGCGCCUGAGGAGAAAAACAGUGAUAGUGACAAAAAGGGAAAGAAAACAGUAUUAUCCGAAGCAUUUGUACAACAAACACUUUCUUUUCUCACAUCUGGAGAAGUUGGAGAAGAAAAGGGUCCGGAAAACAAUUUAGGUUCGCUUCCAACUCAUGUGCCGAGUUUCAACACCGAAGAAACGCAGGACAUUUUUGCUUUAAAGCAAAAUAGCAGCAUCAAGAGCUUGUCAGCGCCCACACGCAACAGCUCUAACAUGCUCAUUGAUGAUCAAGAGGAUCUUCUGUCUCGAAAGCGGGCGUGCUCAUUUUUUGCUCGAUUUACAAAGCGCGUCGACGCAAACGAGAAGUUUGAAGAGGGUAAGAAGACCGUCAGGUCGCUGAAUUCUUACAAAGUCGCAGGCUCAUCAAAAGCUUCGAUUACAUACUUAGGCAAGGCAAGGAAGCUGAAUGCCCCAAAAAAGGUUGCACAUCAACAGUCUAGGAAGAGGGGCCAUAAGCCUGCGGCAGGCUUUGGGAUUUUUGCGAGCAAUUCUGAAAGUUUCGAGAGCUAG
Lachancea thermotolerans CBS 6340 is the source of this 2982-nucleotide messenger RNA. It is a transcript of the gene MRC1, whose product is annotated as chromatin-modulating protein MRC1. Bases 1 to 2982 code for a protein of 993 amino acids. Gene Ontology annotation, biological process: mitotic G2 DNA damage checkpoint signaling; mitotic DNA replication checkpoint signaling; activation of protein kinase activity. The transcript has a single exon. Lineage: Eukaryota; Fungi; Ascomycota; Saccharomycetes; Saccharomycetales; Saccharomycetaceae. The record is from RefSeq and is a predicted model, not a curated record. Gene Ontology annotation, molecular function: anaphase-promoting complex binding.